Messenger RNA from Osmia lignaria (orchard mason bee), 6347 nucleotides. It is a transcript of the gene sky, whose product is annotated as GTPase-activating protein skywalker. The record is from RefSeq and is a predicted model, not a curated record. NCBI's taxonomy places the organism in Eukaryota, Metazoa, Arthropoda, Insecta, Hymenoptera, Megachilidae.
UACUCGACCUCCGAGGAGGUACAUAACUUGUUCCUUUUAUCUGUAUAUUUUUGUCCACUGUGUAUAUAACCACUAAGCUCGAAGUAGGAUAUAGAGGGCCUCCCUGAAGUGCGUGAAACAGGUUACGCUCGCCAUAGGGGGGCACCACCGGAAGAACUAGAGACCCGAAAAUCGUGAUCCCGCAGUUGGUCUUGAAAGAAUGCAAUAUGAGGACGUAUCGUAGUGGCACGUAGGAGAUCAAGUUGUUCAGUAGUGAUUCCGCUUAUACCGAUACCUGUUAUCGGUAAUGUUAACAAUUGAUAAAUUUCACACAGUGACGAAUACGCGUAUCGUUGAGGGGCACCUAAGCCUAUAUACGGGAAUAUACGUGACAGCAAGACGACAGUGGCAAUUACAUAUCCGUGGCUUCGGUGCGUACGUACAGAUCUACUAAAGCAUUACGAUCGGCAAGAAAAGUGCGUGUACGUGAGUGAAUAGAGUGCCUCAACCCUGAUCCCCGCGCCCUUUCUAAAUCAUUGACAGUAGCCGUCGUGAUUUCCUUGCGAACGAUUUGACCGAUGACGUGCCCUGGACCAGUGGACGAGGAUACAAAAGUGUUGCAUGCUGCGUGUUAGGGCGAGAAACAAGUCGCAUUAUUGUCACAUUUCAACCUUCGAGGUGGGCUGCACCGACGAGACUGUGGACGUCCCUAGAUUGGCGUACAUCAGUGGAAUAUUAACACCCGAGUGCCGUAGGGUCACUGGUGACCGGCGCCGUAAAUUAGAUGCAGUUGAAUAAUUAAAAGAAAACAGUGGAAAAAUAUUAUUUUGAACAGCACUAAUAAUGCAAGAUGAAAAUUGAAACUUCCCAGGAUAUGACGUAAUUAUUAUCGUGGCACUAAACGUACGAGAAAACGGCACAAUGAAGAAGAAUCUCGCGCCGUAGUCGCAACCUGCGAUGUUAGUCACACAGACACCCUCCUCGACGGACACUCUGCCGAAUAUGUUGUCGGUACUCGAGGAGGAGGCGAACGUCGACAUCGAUGAUGCAUUCCCGCCGCACGUCGACACGACGAACAUCGUCAUACAGCCCGAGUCACCCACCAGCAAGAAGCAAGCGUUGAAGACCUUCAACGAGGUUAAUGCGCUACUCCAGGCUGGCAGAAAGAGGGAGGCUAAGCUGAUCAUAAGGGAGAAUGCGUGGCCAUUGAACAACGGGAUCAGGGCGCAACUUUGGCCAGCUCUUUGCAAUCAGCAUGCACAUGGCAAGAACAUGCUAGAUGGUUUCUAUUGGGAUAUGGUCAACCAAGUGUUUGGAACCACAGAGCUGCCGGAAAAAUCAAUCAUGCUACCACCGUUCGUGGAUAGUACUCAUUGCCUGUCGUAUCACCUGACGAGAAAAGGCAGGAGCGUCGCGGACAGGGUUGUCUCUGUGCUUGGAUACGCUUGUCCCGACAUCACCUACAGCCCUUCUCUUUAUCCCAUCACCGCUCUUCUUCUUCACUUCAUGCCAGAGGAGGAAUGUUAUCAUUGCAUGGCCAGCUUGGUCGCCGCUAAAGACAAGAAGUUCAUUACGCAAACCAAGCUCCUCUACGAGGUCACCUGGAAGACUGUAGAACAGAUCACCAAGAAGCACGUGAAAUCAGCUGCAGUGCAUCUAGCAAGGCAUUGCUCUGGAUCCAGAGCUGAAAGGAUUUACAUGGAUUGGAUUUGGUGGAUCCUACAGCUUCUCCCUUUCCAGCAUCUAGUCAGGGUUAUGGAUUGUUUUCUUCACGAAGGCAUCAAGGUCUUCUAUCGAGUAGCAAUGGCUAUAGUUUUAUUAUUCUACAAGCACUCGUCGUUGCAAAACUCCGAGUGGAUGAAUGAAAUUUCCAAGAACGGUAUCGAUGCCGCUCUCUCGAAAUUCUGUAGGCAGAUACCGGUAACACCAGCUAAAUUUUUGCGAACCGCGUUUGGAAUACGUGGUCUCAGCUCAGCGUACAUAUCAAGGGUAUUUUUGCGCACAGAAAUGGCUCUUAAGAGUAGAAGCGUUUUAACAGGAUCCAGAUCACUGGCUAGAUCACGAUCCACGGACAAUCUACCCACGAGUCAAUCUCAAGUCAACAUUCAGAUGAUGUCGCACACGCUCACCAUACGAGAAAAAGAGUGUGAAGACACAUACAAAGACAGGGGUGCACACAGUCCUGGACCGCGUGCUCUGUCAAUGGGCGUUUAUCCCAUACAAAGUAUAUGCUCCCAGAUUCUAGACAUACCUGAUUUAUUCACAUUAUGGUCCUGGUUACCUAUGAGGAUCACCAUGUAUCAACCAAUUCUGUUGUACACUACUGAAGAACAUGGUUGUUCUUUAACAACAUUUUACGUGAGGGUAGAGCAACACGAACCAACAUUGCUGAUGAUUAAGACUUGUAAUAAUGAAGUAUUUGGUGCUUAUUGCUCCACGAGAUGGUGCGAACGUAAUUUAAAAAACGAUAAAGGACAAAGACAAGCUUACUUUGGAACAGGUGAAACGUUCCUCUUUAGUUUGUAUCCUGAACGAGCAAAAUACCCUUGGGUAGGCAUGGAUUCCUCGCACAAUGAUUCGAAAGUUCAUCAUUCAGCUGAGCUAUUCAUGGCGGCAGAUUCUAAAAUGAUAACAAUUGGUGGAGGAGAUGGACAAGCGAUCUGGAUGGAUGAAAAUAUAAGAUUCGGUAAGACCGAUCGGUGUUCCACGUUUAAUAAUCCACCUCUUUGUGCUAGUGGCGACUUUGAGAUUAGAGUACUAGAAGUGUAUGGCUUUGCCGGUGCUUGAGAAGAAGACAGAAUCGGGAUACUACAACGUAUCACUUUAUUUAAUUCCCUACUGCCAUUUAGCAACUCUCUUCUAUAUUAUGCAGAGUUGUAUACGUAUACAAAAGUAUCUUCGUAUCAUAAAUGUGCAAAAUUAUCGCGCUGUUCGCAACACGAUGUCUACAGUUCUUCAGUUCUGUCUACAUUGAGUCUGCAGACGAUGAAGUCGUGGAUAGAUUCAAUGUUUCUGCUAAUUUUUCGAAUUAAUCAGUACUUCCGCUCCGAACGAAUAUGUCUCUAGCUUCACUUUUUCUCAACAAAGGGGUAAAGUGUCUCUGUACCUUGAUCCAUCUCUUGACUGUAAACUCUAUACUUCUGACAACUUUUCUAGUCUUUCGAUUCCUCUGGAAAUUAGCUUCAUUGCUCAUAAUAAAUUCAUACUUUAAUUUCAAGGAACGUCAGAACUGGUUCCUUAAAAGUAAUUCGGAUUUUUGUUCUUCUUUUCAUUGACAACUACUGGCAAACCUAUAACUUGUGUCUCAGGAAUUUCUUGGUAACAUAUAUUAAUACUUAUGUUUGCAAAUAGUCUAAACCACGGAAAAUGGUCGUGAUUAAGUAACGAGUGGUUUUUGACAAAAUUUGCUUGAAAAGCUGGAGAAAUACCAUUGCUAUGAAAGAUUCUAUAUCAUUCAGUGCUACGUAGAUUUAUUUUAUUACGGUUUUUGUUCGAUUAUAUAUGUCUCAACGUUUAUUGCAACAACCAGGCGAUUCUUGUGUUCAUUUUGUCAGCAAUUUACUUUGAGCAAUAUAUUAUAAUAUGACAUAUUGAACAUCGACAAUAACCAACGUUGAGUCAUCCUCUGUUAUAUUAUCAAUUUUGGUAUCUGCUAUGUACAUAUGUAAGAAAAUAUUGGUUAUUUACAUGAAUACUUAAUAUUCAUUGGACCAGAUGUAUCUCUGUAUAUACGUUCAUAGAUACAUGUAUCGCAGAUUUAUUUUCACCGAGUCUAUCAUUAAUUAUGAAUUUUUGACGUCAAUACUCUUAUACAUACAUGUGUUAAUGUCUUGCAAUGUUUAUUUACCUUAGUAUUGUUAUCGCCUAGUUUUAAUUAAUUGUUGAAUGGAGGUGCAAGAGAAUCGAAGGAAAGAGUACUAUUUAUAUGUUACAUAUUAUGCCUGUCACGCGUUAAUGUGUGUAUACAUACCAUAUACAUACGCGAUGUUAAUCUCAUUUAAGUUCUUGUAAAUAUUAUAAAUAGUACCCCCUAGUAGACAAGUGUAAUUAAUUUAUACGCAUUAGAAACGGAUACAUCGAGUAACAAGAUUGAUUGCGAAAAAAAGGCACCAAAAUGGGAAAAAAUGGCAGGGGGGCGAACGGUACUUUCAAACAACGACAUUUUUUAUUUUCUACUGAAGUUUAUGUUUAAACAAACGAAGUGGUAAUAGAGUGUUGCGAUGGUUGAAUCCUAUUUCUAAACCGCAUACGAGGAGCCAUAGUUUUCAUGUAGUAUUUUAAGAAUUUGUAUAUUUUAUAUAGCAUAUAGUAAAUUUAUGUCAAUAGUAGAGUAGGUACAGAUAAAGAUACAUGUACAGAGAAACAGUGCGGUUUUGCUUUCGAUAUAUAGAUAUACAUACAUAUAUUAUAUAUUUUGUCAUUUAAUGUGUUAAUUUUUGGUCGACACACUCUUCGGGCAUUCUGAGGAAGCGUAUUAGGCGUUAUUAUUGUUGUUAUUAUCCUUCGUCUCUCUUUGUGAUCAAAUCUGUAUCGCCACCGUAAAAUCGAUACACGAUUAACUCUUAGAGUACCUGCUUCUGUGUUUAGUUUCUCGUUGUUAUUUUUUUCUUUUUUUUCAUCUUUUUGAAAGGAAGGGGUUGAGCGUGCGUGAAGAACUAAAGGUGUCGAUGUAAUAGGAUUCUUUGGUUGUGAUGUAGAAGUGGCUGGCACCACUUUUGUCCGAGCGGCAAUGCGUAGUAAUUAUAAUGUUUCCGUAGAAAGAUCAACGUAUCUUUCACCCCCCGUCACGUUAUCGACUGCAGAGUUAUAAAACUCUUUAUAGCUGCGUGUUAAUGUCAUGAAAGUAAUAGGACACUUAAGAGAACAAAGCCUAAAAAAGAAUCGCUCUGUACACCGAUUAAGUCACUUCUUUCACUUUAACGUGCUAUAAAAUCUGUCAUCAUUUGUUCACGUUUCUCAUAUCGACUACAUCGUACAAUCGUUAGCGAUACAAACAUAUGAACAAACGACGUAACAAGGAACAAUCAAUUCUAGAUACGAUAUUAUCAAUUCUAAAUGUAACAAGUUCACAAUGUUGAAUUCUUUUAACUUCUUCUACGUGUGAGUUACAUAAACAACAAGUUUAAGUGAUAGCGAGAGAAAAUCGUAGACGAGUUAAAUUCGACAUUUUAUAAGUCUGUAAUAUUACACUAUGGAAAAGAAAAAGGGAACAUUACUGAUCUCACUGUUAAGCUAUCCUAUGACGGAGUAGCUGUUGAAUGUAUCUGUUUUACAUUAUCAUAAAUUUAUGUCAAAAACAGUGGAGUAAAGUUACCCAUUUUCUUAAACGCUAUCUUUUUAAAGAUAUCUAGUACAUACCCCGGAAAGAUUCAUUAUGAUUCAAUGUAUAUCGGCCAGGAAUAAGAAUUAUGAAACACAUUUACAAGGUGUAACAAGGAAAAUGAUGAAUGAUUGACAGAAUUUAACUUUUGUGGAGACAGUACGAGUAAAUGUGCAUUUUCUAUAACAUCAGAAUAGUUAAGGAAAAGGGAAAUCUGCGUGCAUUGAGAGUUCCAUACACUUUAAAUUAUUGCAUUAUUAAUUUAUAUUUAUAUGAAAUCAUCUGAGACAUUACCAUUUAAAUCAAAUUCUUUGCUUUGCACGCUGUUGUCAUUUUCUUAACUGUUCUAGAAUUCUUAGUGGAGAAUACUAUAUCACAGUGACUGCAAGCGUUGCUAGUAAGAACGAUUAUUUUUUCUUAACAUUAUAGUCGUGUGAUAUGAUCGAAUGAAUGAAUAUUUAUUUAUUGUAUAUCAGUGAUCGAGAGAAAGGUGAUUAUGUGCUGAAAAUGGAAAGUAUUAUUGUUUAAAGUUUUUAACGUAGCACAGCAUAAAGAUUCACGCGCUAGGAAGUAAUAUAUAUAUACAUAUAUAUUACAUAUAUACGUACAUGCAUACAUACAUAAAUACAUACAUAUAAUGAUAUGCCUAUAAACGAUGAAAAAAAGAAAAUAAACGUAAUUUGAAUGGAGUGUUUUCAAGCUUUCCGCAGUGUUGUUAUACUAUAUAUAAUAUAUACAUACAUUCAUAUAUAUACAUAUAUAUAAUGUAAGUUGUACCAUUUCCGAAAAGAAAUUGUUGCCUCUCGAUGCUAAUUUAUCAUAUCAUCGUUGUGAAUAGAAUAUUGUUAUACACAAAUUUAUUGUCCCGUUUAUUCCUUCUAUUUUAAGAAGGAUUUCUCAUUCUUUACUUUAAGGAUUUGACAUUCUUUAUUAUUAUAUAAAUAUAUUGCAUGUGACCCUAAAGAAACCCAUAUGUAAAACUAAAUUAUAAUGUAAAAUCUAUUUAAAAAUACCCUGAAACCCUUAAAGUUGACAUUAAUAAAAAAAA